Molecule: messenger RNA, 2333 nt
Organism: Xenopus tropicalis (tropical clawed frog)
Lineage: Eukaryota; Metazoa; Chordata; Amphibia; Anura; Pipidae
Gene: usf2
Product: upstream transcription factor 2, c-fos interacting
Exons: 10
Coding region: 536-1471 (311 amino acids)
Biological process (GO): positive regulation of transcription by RNA polymerase II
Cellular component (GO): nucleus
Molecular function (GO): protein dimerization activity; E-box binding; DNA-binding transcription factor activity
Source: RefSeq, a predicted model, not a curated record
AGUUUUCCCACACUUUCUCUGGCCCGCUAAUCUACGUUGGUUGCGCUUUGCGCUGGCUAGUGGCUUGUUGUCCGGCCCGCCCGCGUCUGUCAGCCUUUAGUAUAUCGGGCCCGGCCGCGCCCCUGUGUCAGUGCAGUUGGUUGGGCCCGCCCGCUCCUGUAUGAAUGCAGUGCGUGUCGGGCCCGCCCGCUUCUGUUUCUCGGCGCAGUUUCCGUGUGAAGCGCGCUCCCGCCGUUAUUGCCAUUCGGUGUGUGUCGGUUCCGGAGCCGUCUCUCCCGUACGCAGGGCAUUAGCCUGAGAGGCAGUGUGUGUGAGUUCUCCCCGCCUCCCUCCUCACGUGUCCCGGCGGCGGUACAGGGAAGGGAAGGCUCCUCACAUGACCCGUCUGUUUGGCCCCGUGAUCAGAACAAGCACCGCCGGCCCUCCCGCCUCCCCCUCUCCGGGCCGCCCCGGGCCCCGGGCCUGCACCGCCUGAACCGGGGGGGAACCGGGCCCAACCUUCUGCCCGCUGCCUCCCAACCCCGACGCUCGACACAUGGACAUGCUAGAUCAGGGCCUCGACUCCGCCAGUCACGACAAAGGACAGGACACGGAAGAAGUUGUAGAGUUACAUGAAGGAGAUGACACGAGUGCCGAGGAACACACUGCCGUGGCCAUUGCUACUGUCCAACAAGCUGCCUUCUCAGACCACAAUAUCCAGUAUCAGUUUCGCACAGAAAACAAUGGAGGACAGGUGACAUACAGAGUUGUCCAGGUGACAGAUGGUCAGCUGGACGGCCAGGGGGAUGCAACGGGGGCAGUCAGUGUCGUGUCAACGGCAGCCUUUAGCGGCACCCAGCAAGCUGUAGCACAGGCUGUGAUCCAGAACCCAUUCAGCAACGGAGGAAGCCCUACAACUGAUGCAGUUAGCGGGGAGGCACGCUUUGCUUACUUUCCGGCUUCCACGGUGGGGGACACUACAGCAGUGUCUGUGCAGACGUCUGACCCUUCCCUGGCACAGGCAGGAGGGCAGUUCUAUGUCAUGAUGACCCCCCAAGAUGUUCUUCCUGCUGGAACACAGAGGACGAUUGCUCCACGGACUCAUCCCUAUUCGCCUACUAAGAUGGACGGGAACAGAACCCCUCGUGAUGAGAGACGCAGAGCUCAGCACAAUGAAGUGGAGAGGAGACGGAGAGACAAGAUUAACAACUGGAUCGUUCAGCUGUCAAAAAUCAUUCCAGACUGCAACACGGAAAGCACCAAAACUGGCGCAAGUAAAGGUGGCAUACUCUCUAAAGCCUGUGACUACAUCCGCGAGCUCCGGCAGACAAACCAGCGCAUGCAGGAGACCUACAAAGAAGCCGAGAGACUGCAGAUGGACAACGAUCUGCUGCGACAACAGAUCGAAGAGCAUAAGAACGAGAAUGCACUUUUGAGGGCGCAGCUACAGCAGCACGGUAUUGAGGUGGUAGAAGAAUCUCAGAGGCAGUGACGUUCUUCACUUUACCCACCAAGGAAACCCGUUUUAUGGGGGAGUAGGAGGAAAAUGCCACACAGCGGAACUAUCAGCACCCUUCCUUCAGUGACCAUCUCACUUGCCACUACCCCUUCAUUCAAACCACACCCCCCCCUCCAGCUUUUUUUCUCCUUUAACUUUAUGGUGUCAAAAAAUGUUUCCCUGAUCCUUCUAAAGGACUUUGUGGAUUGUUAGCCACGAUGGGGGGGUUUAAACAAUAGCCAUUUACACUCUGUGGAGAGAACCUUUUCACCCCCCCCCCCCUCCCCAUUCCACUGCAGAUUGGGGCCUGCGCACUAUUGCAAUGCAAUAUGUUCCAGGUCUGUGCUUAGCAGCAGAAGGUUAAAGUAUUGCUUUACAUUUUUGUUCUUUUUUUAUUAUAAAUAUAUAUAAAUAUGAACUUACCUUAGACUUUUAGCAAUUGAAUAUAGGUAAUACAACUUUGUUUUUGUUUUUUUUUUUUCAUUUUGCUUUUUAAAACUAUUUUUAAACCCAUGUGUGUGGAGGAGCAGAUUGUAGUAUUAGUUGCCCUUAUGCUCUCCGUUAAAAGCUGUGGUUUUUUGUUUUUUUUUCCCCCCCUCCCCUUGCAAAAAGUUGAUUGGUUCUGCAGCCCAGAAAGGAUCAUGCAGUAACUCUGCAGCUUACAGCGGCUGCCCACGUCUGGAUGCCAAGCGCUUUCAUUUUUGCAAGGAAAUCAGCAGGAGCUGUAUACUAAGCAGGGCCCGCUCCGUGCAUCUAUGCAUCCCUGUACAUUAUUCUGCUUUUUAAAGGGAAAGUACUACCAAAAUGAGUUUGGAUGAACAUCUUUACAAUUAAAGAGUUUGCAUUUCCUUCUAAA